Protopolystoma xenopodis is the source of this 360-nucleotide messenger RNA. NCBI's taxonomy places the organism in Eukaryota, Metazoa, Platyhelminthes, Monogenea, Polystomatidea, Polystomatidae. The record is from the annotation of a GenBank genome assembly.
GCUCUCCAUAUUGAUAGCUUUUACUGCGAGUCUGAAUCACUCAGUUCACUCUAUACACUCCGUCUCGCUACCGCUUUCUCAUCUUGUAUCCGUGAGCUCUUCUCUUUCCGUUCAUCUUCCACCAAAAAUCGUGAUGGCAUAUCCUCUGCUAUUGCCUACCCAAUUCGGCUGCAUAUAGAUUGCGCUCAUGGAGUUGGUGCCUUAGUCUUCGCAAAACUAAAUGGCUAUCUUAUUGAGACUGGUUGCCCACUGAACUUCUGUCUGCAUAAUACACUAACCGAGAGGAAAGAAUUGCUCAAUCAUCGCUGCGGGGCCGAUUAUAUAAAGGUUUGUCUUCUCUCCAAUUGCAAAGGCCACUAA